Rubroshorea leprosula is the source of this 2495-nucleotide messenger RNA. The record is from the annotation of a GenBank genome assembly. Lineage: Eukaryota; Viridiplantae; Streptophyta; Magnoliopsida; Malvales; Dipterocarpaceae.
UUCGAUUAUUAUUUGUUGAUAUAUUAUAUAAAAACUUAUAGUUUUCUUCUCAUUGAGUCAGUGUGUGGCUUCCACUCUUAUCAAUGGGUUUUAAGCCUCUCGUUUUAAUCAUCAACGAGAGCAAAAAAAAAAUUCACUUUUGAAGCUCCAUGGACCGAUUGAAUUCUAGAAGGAUAUCUAGUCCAGGACAGUUGUGGUUGAACUGGGCUCAUUGAGCAUCCCUGAGUUUGUUGACUAAAAUUGGUCAAGGCUUGGCGAGGGCAAGGUAGGUAGAACAGAUAAUUAAAGAAGAUGGCGCACUCGGUUGUUGAAAGCACCCAGAAGUUAUGGGAUACAUGGAAUAUCAUAACACUGGUUAUUCUGAGCCUAUUGCUGCAGUUUUUUUUAUGUCUCUUUGCACCGUUGAGGAAACAAAGAGGGGGGAAAUGGGUUGUGAUAAUCUGGUUGGCAUACUUGCUUGCAGACUGGGUUCCUACAUUCACUAUUGGCCUUAUCCUCCAAGCUGAAAGCAGUACAAUCCUAGUCUUUUGGGCCACCUUUCUUUUGCUGCAUCUUGGUGGCCCCGACCAAAUUACCUCCUCCUCUCUGGAGGAUAAUGAACUAUGGGUCAGGUACGCACUUGGGUAUAUGUUCCAACUUGCUUUGACUCUCUAUCUUUUUAUGCGUUUGCUAACGGAUCAGAAGGGUCAAGAAACUCCUGGGCUCCCAAUUUUCGUGGUGUUAUAUGUAGGAGUGGCCAAAUGUGGAGAGCGGAUCUAUGCUUUUUAUCAAGCAAGUUUUGACCGUUAUGGAGAGCAUCAACAUUAUUUAUUUCGAGGAAAAAUUGAAGUUACUAAUGAUGAGAGCGAACGUUCCUGCAAUUACACUUUAGGAGAGGAAUUAUCGCCCUAUGGUACUAUCAAGAGUCUACUCGUUGGGCCUCUCCUGUCUCCAGGAAGACGUAAACGUAUGAGGGCAGCCUUUCUUCGAAAGGGGUCAACAGACAUCCUUUUGAUGUUAGAGAUUGAGCUAAGCCUCUUAUAUGAAGUUCUUCACACCAAGUUACCGCUUCCCGGGUCCAUCCCUAGUUGGAGGUGUGGAUUAAUCCUUUAUCGGUUUCUUUGUCUUGUUUUACUUUGGACGGCCUUAACAACAUUCAGGCCAAGUGCCGAGAACUACGUGUUAGGGAUGUUUGAACUUUGGCUAACCUAUGGUUUGUUGAUUGGGGCUAUAACAAUGGAUAUCAUAUCUAUCGGAUUUUUAAUUUUAUCCGAUUGUAAAUUUCUAUGUAUCCCUCCUGGAAAUUUAAGCGUUGGAGAAGUAAAAGCUACGACCUGGAAACUGAAGUGUGGAAAGGGGCGUAGGUGGUCAAAAACAAUCCCCCAGUGCAACUUUAUAACACACAAUGAUUAUCCAAAACCGUCGAAUUACGUUGCAUCCAUUCAGACUAUUUUGAAGGCCAUAGGAGUAUUCCAAUGCCUGUCUUCUCAAAACUUGAGAGAAGACAGGGAAUGGCGCUUCAUUUUUGAAGAAGUGAGGAAAAAGGCUUUGCAGGCAGAGACUGUAGAAAUGGGCAAGAAGAUUUGUUUAAAAAGAGGCGAUGGAAUUCUUGACACCCAUGAAGAGUAUAGGCAUCUCCGCUGGAGCAUCAAGGAAUUAGAUUAUACCAAAAGCCUUCUAACGUGGCACAUAGCCACUGAAGUUUGCUUCCAAAAUGGAGACCAAAGGCCUGCAUCCUUCAUUAUGGAUUAUAGAGGGAUAUCCAAAUUAGUAUCAGAUUAUAUGUUUUACCUUCUACAGAUGGAACCCGCUAUGAUGGCCACUGUGUCUACUGAUUGGAGAGAUGUACGUAGAGAAGCAUGCAGGGAUUUGGAAUACUUCUGUAGAACUCAGUCCGUUGCAGAUAAAAUAGAUCUAUCCAGAGCAAUCUUUGCAGAGGGCCCAGAGAGUCCGUCAGUUCGUAGACUAGGCGAAAAAUCUGUUUUAGUUUAUGCAAAUAAGCUUGCCGAUCAGCUGAAGAUAGGAGCGAACGGCUUGCCGUGGGAGUUAAUGAGCCAAGUUUGGGUGGAAAUAAUGUGCUAUGCUGCUAUUAAUUGUAGGCCAAAUGUGCAUGCACAACAACCAAGUAAAGGUGGACAACUUCUCACUUUCGUUUGGUUGUUGAUGAAUCAUUUCGGCUUAGGAACUCAAUUUGAAACUGAUAAACGUGCUGUUGAUGAUGAUGAAGAGACAAGUGUGUGAUUCAAUGUGCUGUUGAUGAUGAUGAAGAGACAAAUGUUGUGAUUCAUUGUGCUGUUGAUGAUGAUGAAAGAGACAAGUGGUGAUUCUCAAUUGGAUCGGAAAGUUUGAUUCCCGUGUGUAAAUUUGUAUGUGUCUUCUUUGUUAUCCUUUCUUAAAUCAGUACUUGAGCUUCUUAUAUAUGUUUUAAAAACAUGUGUGCAUUAAUUUCUUUUAAUGUGGUGAUUCUGUGUAUUAUACUUUUUUUUGUUCAACUUUAAUAAAUUUAAUUUUUAAUU